AUGUUCUGUGCCGCAACUGGGUACGGUGGCACCGUCCAGGAGGGCGCAAGCGUGGAGGCCAAGCUCCGAGCCAGGGAGGAGAACCCGAAUGCAGAGGUGGAGACGGCGGCUGCUGCCCGCCAACUCACCGUCAGCUUCAACGCCGAUGUCUCGGACGGCAUGCCCUGGAAGUUUGUUCCCACGCAGCGCAGCAUCAAGAUUCGACCUGGGGAGUCUUCACUGGCGUUCUACACGGCCACAAACCUCAGCGACCAUGCCAUCACAGGAGAACAGAAGCUGAGGCCGGGCGAGUCCAUCGACAUGCCCAUCUUCUUCUACGUGGACCCAGAAUACGCCACAGACCCGCGCCUGAAGCAUAUCAAUGCCCUCACGCUCUCCUACACCUUUUUCAAAGUGUCCGAGGACGAGGUUGAGGCGGGUGAGGAAGGCUUGCCGGCAGCGGCCCCCCUUCCUUCCGGGGCCCCCGCAACGCGAGUGACGGCUUGA
Molecule: messenger RNA, 486 nt
Organism: Auxenochlorella protothecoides
Lineage: Eukaryota; Viridiplantae; Chlorophyta; Trebouxiophyceae; Chlorellales; Chlorellaceae
Product: Cytochrome c oxidase assembly protein ctaG
Exons: 3
Coding region: 1-486 (161 amino acids)
Cellular component (GO): mitochondrial inner membrane
Molecular function (GO): copper ion binding
Source: RefSeq, a predicted model, not a curated record